This is a messenger RNA of Aphanomyces astaci, 736 nucleotides long. RefSeq lists its product as hypothetical. The coding region runs from base 15 to 653 and encodes 212 amino acids. NCBI's taxonomy places the organism in Eukaryota, Oomycota, Saprolegniomycetes, Saprolegniales, Verrucalvaceae. The transcript has 4 exons. The record is from RefSeq and is a predicted model, not a curated record.
AUUCAAACGCUUUCAUGGAAGACCACGAAAUGGGCGACGAUGCCACGCCAAAGCUCACCUGGGACGAAGCAAAGGGUUUGUGUGAGGAAGUAGGCGCCGAAUUCGAGAAAGGAUUGAAGGAUGGCGAGCGCUUGUUCCAACUGAAGGCGACAUUUAACAACCGGAGGGUGUCCCUGAUCGACCAACAAAAGUCGGCACGUCAAACCGUCAUUGAUAUGGUCAAGGAGAUUCAGCGAAUCCAGCAGUACGAAGACGAGAGAGACAACAGCGCGGAAAUGGUCCGACGAAUUGAAGAGUUGGAUCGUCUUAAACACGAGCUUCAGCACAAACUCCACGAGCUCAAAGAAGAGCAACUCGUGUGCGAAGCUAACAUUGAAAACCUCAUUCUGCAGUACGAUUUCGCACAGCAACAGUACGCAGAGGAAUGCACUGCUAGUGGAAGGGACAUCCCCCGCCUAAAGCAAACGAUCGCAGUGUAUGCGUCCAUCACAGGCAUCAAGUGGGACUUCUCGAGUGAACACAUCGCUGGCUGUAUCCACGCGCCAGAGCAACAGAGCUUGCACACGUUUGAAUUGCGAGCGCCGCACAACGACUUUGCCGUCGCGAACGAACUGUGGCAACUCAUCGACCACGCUCAUCGUGCUGUCGAAUGAAUGCCCACUGACUCCCAAACACCAUGUAUUUCCAAUAUAAUUACAAGUUGCUGUAUCGCUGCUGCUCGUGGUCCAGCGUUUCC